Messenger RNA from Mesoplodon densirostris (Blainville's beaked whale), 2752 nucleotides. RefSeq names its product RING finger protein 145-like. The coding region runs from base 194 to 2200 and encodes 668 amino acids. The record is from RefSeq and is a predicted model, not a curated record. Gene Ontology annotation, cellular component: endoplasmic reticulum; endomembrane system. NCBI's taxonomy places the organism in Eukaryota, Metazoa, Chordata, Mammalia, Artiodactyla, Ziphiidae. The transcript is spliced from 3 exons. Gene Ontology annotation, molecular function: ubiquitin protein ligase activity.
ACGCUGCAUCCAAGGCCCAGCGCGGAGGAGCCGCCGCUGUGAGCCGCGCCGUCCUGGCCCCCGCCGCCGCCGCCCGAGGAGAAGGUGAGGGCAGGCGAGAGAACCGGGGGAGUUGCGGAGUCGGUCUGUCCGCCGGCGGUGCUGCCCCGCGGGGAAAGAGGCCGCAGCCUGAGGUCUGCUCCAAGAAAAAAACAUGGCUGCAAAGGAGAAACUGGAGGCAGUGUUAAAUGUGGCCCUGCGGGUGCCAAGCAUCAUGCUGUUGGAUGUCCUGUACAGAUGGGAUGUCAGCUCCUUCUUCCAGCAGAUCCAGAGGAGUAGCCUCAAUAACAAUCCUCUUUUCCAGUAUAAGUAUUUGGCUCUUAAUAUGCAUUAUGUAGGUUAUAUCUUAAGUGUUGUGCUACUAACCUUGCCCAGGCAGCAUCUGGUUCAGCUUUACCUAUAUGUUUUGACUGUCCUGCUCCUCUAUGCUGGACAUCAAAUCUCCAGCGACUACAUUAGGAGUGAACUGGAGCCCGCCUAUGAAGGACCAAUGUAUUUAGAACCUCUCUCCAUGAAUCGGUUUACCACAGCCUUAAUAGGUCAGUUGGUGGUGUGUACGUUAUGCUCCUGUGUCAUGAAAACGAAGCAGAUUUGGCUCUUUUCAGCUCACAUGCUUCCUCUCCUAGCACGCCUCUGCCUUGUUCUUCUGGAGACAAUUGUUAUCAUCAACAAAUUUGCUAUGAUUUUUACUGGAUUGGAAGUUCUUUAUUUUCUUGGGUCUAACCUUCUAGUAUCUUAUAACCUUGCCAAGUCUGCAUACAGAGAGUUGGUUCAGGUAUUGCAGGUCUAUGGCCUUCUAGCCUUGGGGAUGUCCCUGUGGAAUCAGCUGGUAGUCCCUGUACUGUUCAUGGUUUUCUGGCUCGUCUUAUUUGCUCUUCAGAUUUACUCCUAUUUCAGUACUCGAGAUCAGCCUGCAUCACGAGAGAGGCUUCUUUUCCUUUUCCUCACAAGUAUUGCUGAAUGCUGCAGCACCCCUUACUCACUUUUGGGUUUGGUCUUCACGGUUUCUUUUGUUGCCUUGGGUGUUCUGACACUCUGCAAGUUUUACUUGCAGGGUUAUCGAGCUUUCAUGAAUGAUCCUGCCAUGAAUCGGGGCAUGACAGGAGUUAUGCUGUUAAUUCUGGCGGUGCAGGCUGGUCUGAUAGAGCUGCAGGUUGUUCACCAGGCAUUCCUGCUCAGUAUUAUCCUUUUCACUGUUGUAGCUUCUAUCCUGCAGUCUGUGUUAGAGAUUGCAGAUCCUAUUGUUUUGGCGCUGGGAGCAUCUAGAGACAAGAGUUUAUGGAAACACUUCCGUGCCGUGAGCCUUUGUUUAUUUUUACUGGUGUUCCCUGCUUAUAUGGCUUAUAUGAUUUGCCAGUUUUUCCACAUGGAUGUUUGGCUUCUUAUCAUUAUUUCUAGCAGCAUUCUCACCUCUCUUCAGGUUCUAGGAACACUUUUUAUUUAUGUCUUAUUUAUGGUUGAGGAAUUCAGAAAAGAGCCAGUAGAAAACAUGGAUGAUGUCAUCUACUACGUGAACGGCACUUACCGCCUGCUGGAGUUUCUCGUGGCCCUCUGUGUGGUGGCCUAUGGCGUCUCCGAGACCAUCUUUGGAGAAUGGACAGUAAUGGGCUCAAUGAUCAUCUUCAUCCAUUCCUACUAUAAUGUGUGGCUUCGGGGACACCUGGGGUGGAGGAGCUUCCUUCUCCGAAGGGACGCUGUGAAUAAGAUUAAAUCAUUACCCAUUGCUACGAAAGAGCAGCUUGAGAAACACAAUGAUAUUAGUGCCAUCUGUUAUCAGGACAUGAAAUCUGCUGUGAUCACACCUUGCAGUCAUUUCUUCCACGCAGGCUGUCUCAAGAAGGGGCUGUAUGUCCAGGAGACCUGCCCUCUGUGCUACUGCCACCUCAAAAACUCCUCGCAGCUGCCAGGUUUAGGAGCUGACCUGGUUCCACAGCCUCCUGCUGGAGCUGAGCAAAAUGUGCUUCAGGAAGGUACUGAACCCCCAGGCCAGGAGCGUCCUCAGGGGACCAGGGUGCAAGAAGGUUCUAGGGACAAUGACGAGUGCAUUGCCAGAAGAUCAGAUAGCCAGGAAGGGACUUGUGAUCCCAAGGAAAAUCCUCUUAGUGCAAAAGAUGCAGCACAUCCUGUUGAGGUCAGCCUAGAAGAAAAGCAGCAGGAGUAAUGCUUUGCUACUCUGGAGGAGAAGUUAACUCACGAUGGAAUUCAUGCCCAGAUGUGAGGAAUGAAUGUAUGAGGUGAUUAGGCAGGAAACUUGACAUUCCAAGGAUCUAAUCCGGGAAGUACUCUCAGUGGAGACCACCUGCUUUCAUCCCCUUGACUUUGUGGGAGAAAUUUUGCAAAGUAUGCUCAUCAAAAUGUAUUUAUAUAUCCUGUGCUGAUGUUUGGUAGAGGUUUGCCAAGAAAAUUCAACCUCAGCAACUUCAGAAACGGCCCCUGAUUUGUAAGGGAUAGAUAAAAUCAGAUUUGAGUGCCUGAAAGGGGCUAAAGAAAGGAGGAUAAAGAGUGUGAGGACACCGUGGGAGGAAGCAGGCAGAAGUGGAACUGAUAUUUCACUUUCUAUGGGACAGAACCAUUCUUGUUACAGAGUAUGAGUGGUGACCAGCCCUUUUCUCUACCCCCUUUUCCCUCAGUGAAUUGGAACUCAGUCAGGUGAUUAUUUGUACAGCACUGAAAUGAAAUCAAAGACCUAAAAUCAUUGAUUGUAUUCAAAGAU